GUGGAAGCCUCCUGGCUCCCAAGAGGAAACCCCUCUCAUCCCAGGCCAAGGCAGAAGGUCAAGGGGAGACAAAAGUCAGCCCAGCCCCCUACCAGCCAGGCAGUAAUCCAUCAAGACUGAAGGGGACAGGCCCUGUGGUGGCAGCGCUUCAGAGAGACCCCUGCACACCAGGGUCAGCGCAGGAGCCCGGUCACUGAGCCAUGCUGGGCCCCGGGUGGCCUGCAGCGAGCCUAACCCCGGCACCCACAUAGUCAUGAACAGCCACAGCCACAAUGGCUGUGGGGGGCGGCCGCCGGGCAGCGGGCUGGGUGCCCUGGGCAGAGACCCUUCGGAGCCCGAGGCCGGCCACCCCCCCCAGCCCCCACGUGGCCCAGGCCUCCAGGUGGUGGUGGCCAAAGGCGAGCCAGCCCAAUCCUCACCUGGCAGUCCCCGUGGGCAGCCCCAGGACCAAGAAGAAGAGGAAGACGAUGAAGAGGAUGAGGCAGGCGGGAGGAGGGACUCGGGGAAGGUUCCGAACGUGGGCCACCGCCUGGGCCACCGGCGGGCGCUCUUCGAGAAGCGGAAGCGCCUCAGUGACUACGCCCUUAUCUUUGGCAUGUUCGGCAUUGUCGUCAUGGUGACUGAGACGGAGCUGUCCUGGGGCGUCUACAGCAAGGAGUCCCUGUACUCGUUCGCACUCAAAUGCCUCAUCAGCCUCUCCACGCUCAUCCUGCUGGGCCUGGUCGUCCUCUAUCACGCCCGGGAGAUCCAGCUGUUCAUGGUGGACAACGGGGCAGAUGACUGGCGCAUCGCCAUGACGUGCGAGCGCGUCUUCCUCAUCUCUCUGGAGCUGGCCGUGUGCGCCAUCCACCCGGUGCCGGGGCACUACCGCUUCACGUGGACGGCGCGGCUGGCCUUCACGUACGCGCCGUCGGCAGCUGAGGCCGACGUGGAUGUGCUGCUCUCUGUCCCCAUGUUCCUGCGCCUCUACCUGCUGGGCCGCGUCAUGCUGUUGCACAGCAAGAUCUUCACGGAUGCCUCGAGCCGCAGCAUCGGCGCCCUCAACAAGAUCACCUUCAACACGCGCUUUGUCAUGAAGACGCUCAUGACCAUCUGCCCGGGCACCGUGCUGCUCGUCUUCAGCAUCUCCUCCUGGAUCAUCGCCGCCUGGACCGUGCGCGUCUGCGAGAGGGAAAACAUGUACCACGACAAGCAGGAAGUGACCAGCAACUUCUUGGGAGCCAUGUGGCUCAUCUCCAUCACCUUCCUCUCCAUCGGCUAUGGCGACAUGGUGCCCCACACCUACUGCGGGAAGGGCGUGUGCCUGCUCACCGGCAUCAUGGGGGCCGGCUGCACAGCACUUGUGGUGGCCGUGGUGGCCCGGAAACUGGAGCUCACCAAGGCAGAGAAACACGUGCACAACUUCAUGAUGGACACUCAGCUCACCAAGCGGGUAAAAAAUGCCGCUGCUAACGUUCUCAGGGAGACGUGGCUCAUCUACAAACACACGAGGCUGGUGAAGAAGCCAGACCACGCCCGGGUUCGGAAACACCAGCGUAAGUUCCUCCAAGCCAUCCAUCAAGCUCAGAAGCUCCGGAGUGUGAAGAUUGAGCAGGGGAAGCUGAAUGACCAGGCCAACACUCUCGCCGACCUGGCCAAGACCCAGAACGUCAUGUACGACCUCAUGUCCGAGCUGCACGCCCAGCAUGAGGAACUUGAGGCCCGCCUGGCCGCCCUGGAAAGCCGCCUGGACGCGCUGGGCACCUCCCUGCAGGCCCUGCCCGGCCUCAUCGCCCAAGCCAUACGCCCGCCCCCCCCACCCCUGCCCCCCCGGCCUGGCCCCGGAGCCCUGGACCAGGCAGCCCGGAGCCCCCCGUGCCGGUGGCCGCCCAUGGCCCCUUCAGACUGCGGGUGACAGCUCUUUCCACCACCAGACCCCUCAAUCUUGGCCAUCGUGUGGCCGCCACCUCCACGCCAUCCGGGAGGCCCUGUACAGUGGCGCCUCUUGGAGUUCAAGGAGCCGAAGCUGAGUUGGGCCGAGUAGACCAGGGCCCUCUUCACCCAGAGCGUCUGGGCAGAAGGCAGGGCUGGACCGCAGGCGAGGGCAGGGGCGGGCCACCGUCCGCUUCCUCCCUGAAUGGAGCCAGGAGAGAGCCGGGAGUUUCCUCUGGCCCCCUGGCCCCCCUGACUUUCCCUAGGCCCCUGGUGGGCACAGAGCAACCAGGAGAGGGGUCCUUGCCGGUUCUCAAUAAAGCAGGACCCACCCA
Messenger RNA from Hyaena hyaena (striped hyena), 2246 nucleotides. RefSeq names its product potassium calcium-activated channel subfamily N member 1 (gene KCNN1). Gene Ontology annotation, biological process: potassium ion transmembrane transport. The transcript has 12 exons. The record is from RefSeq and is a predicted model, not a curated record. Lineage: Eukaryota; Metazoa; Chordata; Mammalia; Carnivora; Hyaenidae. Gene Ontology annotation, cellular component: plasma membrane; neuronal cell body; neuron projection. Gene Ontology annotation, molecular function: small conductance calcium-activated potassium channel activity; calmodulin binding. Bases 254 to 1894 code for a protein of 546 amino acids.